GUGGAUUGAAGCAUCAUGUUUAGAUUUCAAUCGUUUUGGUAUUAACUAUGGAAACAAAGAAUGGAACAAAAAUUUACCGAAUUGUUUUAUUUACGAAAAAAGAAGAAGAAUGGAACCAAAAAAAAGAAAAGAAAAGAAGAAACCAUUACAAUAAGAUAGUGUUCGAGUUCCGUACCAAAAAACAGAAAAGUGAAAAAAAAAAAAAUCUCUAACCACCUUUUUCCUCAGACUUGGUUCUCUCUCCCUCCAAUCAACUUAUAUAUAUAGACCACCACUUUGCUCAAAACUUCAACUCAUUCGACUCCUCUUGAGAAGCCUGUUAGCAUCUAUUUGUCAUAUUCUGUUUUUUGUGUCACAAACCGCAUGGAGAGUCUAACUCCGAAAUUUGGGAAAUACAUCACAAUUCUUAGCAUUGAUGGAGGAGGAAUUAGGGGAAUCAUCCCUGCAAAGAUCCUCGAGAAGCUGGAGGAACAACUUCAGGAGCUGGAUGGUCCGGAGGCAAGGCUCGCGGAUUACUUUGAUGUGAUUGCGGGAACAAGUACUGGUGGUCUUGUAACCGCCAUGUUAGCUGCACCAAAUAAACAAAACCGACCUUUAUAUGCAGCGAAGGAUAUAGUGCCAUUUUAUGUAGAGAACUGCCCUAAAAUUUUCCCACAACCAUGGCGUGGUUUUGAAUGGAUUCAGCAGGCAAAGAAUAUGAUUAAUCCUAAAUAUGAUGGUAAGAAGCUUCGCGAACUGGUAGAAGAAAAGUUGGACGACACACAGUUGCGACAGACCUUGACUAACGUUGUUAUUCCAACCUUCGACAUCUACGAGCUCGAUGCUACUAUCUUUAGCUCAUUCCAGGAGAAUAACAAAGCGAUGAUGAAUGCCAAACUAGCAGAUGUAUGCAUCGGCACCUCAGCAGCGCCAGCUUUCUUGCCUGCACAUAAAUUUACCGUCCAAGAUGAUAAAACAGGGUUAAAGAAAACAUUUAACCUCAUCGACGGUGGUGUGGCUGCUAAUAACCCGACAUUGGUUGCUAUUAGCGAGGUGACCAAAGAGGUGCGCAGGAAGAAUCCAAUGUUCGGGGAGACUAUGGAUCCAAUGGACUAUGGGCAUUAUCUUGUGAUCUCAUUAGGGACAGGCACAAAGCUGAAUGAACAUAAAUUCGAUGCUGAUGAGGUUGCCAAGUGGGGGCUUUCGCAGUGGAUAACAAACACUAGUGCGUUUACAGAUAUUUUUUUUGAAGCUGGUGCGGAUGUGGUUGAUUACCACAAUUCUGUGGUUUUUGGGGCUCUUGAGAGGAGCGACAACUACCUCAGGAUCCAAGAGGACGAACUAACGGGUGAUUUAGCUACUAUGGAUAAAGCUACACCAAAGAAUCUGGAUGCACUUGUGAAAGUUGGCGAAAAUUUGCUGAAGAAACAGUCUAAAUGGGCGCCUCUGCGUAGAAGAUCUUACACCAAUGAGCAGGCACUGCGAGAGUUUGCGCAAAAACUUUCAGAGGAAAAGAAACUCCGAGUCAAAACGUUCAAAAAGUUGCUCAAUAUAGAUCAAGAGAAAUAAAACGUGUUCAAAGUUGCUGCUAUAUAUAUUGAAUCUUCUAAAUAAAUAAAUCUUUGUACGUACUAGAAUACGUACACUCUUUGUUUGUUUGUUUGUUGGAUUUGCCUAUUCUCUCGGGUCGUGAGAGGCUUGUGUGUGCGCGUUUAUAUGUAAGCAUGUGUAAUGGUGUACGUUUGCUUCCCUCACUCAUAUCUGUUUUUUAUGGGAUGUGUGGUAUUAUUGGAAAUAAAAUAAUAUGUUAUGGGUUA
Molecule: messenger RNA, 1796 nt
Organism: Cornus florida
Lineage: Eukaryota; Viridiplantae; Streptophyta; Magnoliopsida; Cornales; Cornaceae
Product: patatin-like protein 3
Exons: 7
Coding region: 364-1548 (394 amino acids)
Biological process (GO): lipid metabolic process
Molecular function (GO): monoacylglycerol lipase activity; glycerophospholipase activity
Source: RefSeq, a predicted model, not a curated record